AUGGUCAAAGAUGGAACAGGCAUUGAAGAACUUCCCUCUCCAAUCGGACAUCUCAACGGGCUUAAACGUUUGAAUUUAAGUGACUGCAAAAGUCUUAGAAGUCUUCCAACCAAAAUUGGAAUGGAAUCUCUUGAAACGUUAAUUCUUUCAGGCUGCUCAAAUCUUAAAAGGUUUCCAGAGAUCGAUGGCAAAAUGAAAUGUUUGCUGGAGCUUUAUUUAGAUGGAACAGGAAUUGAAGAACUUACGUCCUCAAUUGGACAUCUCAGCAAUCUUGUUUUGUUAAAACUGAAAGAUUGCAGUAACAUUGUGAGUCUCCCAAGCAGCAUAAAUGGGUUGAAAUGUCUUAAAACUCUUAAUCUCUUUGGCUGUUCCAAAGUUGAAACUUUACCAGAGAAUUUGCAGUAUGUAGAAUUUUUGGAGGAGCUUGAUUUAAGUAAAACUGCUAUAAGAAAACGUUCAUCCUUCAUUUUUCAAUUUAAAAGUCUGAAAGUUCUGUCUUUCAAUGGAUGCAAGGGACCACCAUCGAAAUUACGACUUAAUUUGGCUUCUCCUUUCAAUGCGUCGCAAAGAGGAAGUUCGGAUUCCAUGGCUCUGAUGUUACCUCCUUUGUUAGGUUUAAGUUCUUUGACGAAACUGAAUCUAAGUUACUGCAAUCUUUGGGAAGGACCUAUUCCUAGUGAUAUUUGCUGCUUAUCCUCUUUGGAAGAACUUGAUCUUAGUGGUAACAAUUUCAUCUACCUACCUGCAACUCUUAAUCGACUUUCCAAGCUUGGGUUUCUUAGAUUGUCAGAUUGCAGGGAGCUUAAAUCGUUGCCUGAGCUCCUAAGUAUAGAACAAGUGAUCAUAGAUGGUUGUGUUUCAUUGGAAGUAGUUGCAGAUCCAACAACAGUACGCAAUUCAACAAAUUGGGGAUCAAUUACUGGUUUUAACUGCUACAAAUUGGCUGAGAAAAACAAUGCAUUAACAAUACUAAAAAAACACCUUAAGGUAAUUGCUAAUGCAAGACCAUUAUUCGACAUUGUUAUACCUGGAAGUAAAAUCCCAGAAUGGUUCCCCCAUCAGAGGGAUGAAUCUUCAAUAAAGAUACCACUGCCUCCUAAUAUUCUGAAUGAUAGUCAGUGGAUGGGAGUUGCUUUCUGCUGCAUUUUCGUCUUUCGCUUCAUUGAUGAUGAUGUUUAUAAGAGGGAUGCAAUAACGUGUAAAGCAGUUAUCCACGGUAGGAAUAUUCCAAAAGUCGAUUGGAGUGGCUUUACUUUGGGAGGAGAAUCUAGGCAGCCUGGGGUCAUUAAGGAGUUCCUUUGGCUACGUUAUUAUUCUUGUGACAAGAUAUUUCCGUUUUCGUUGGAGGAAAAAUGUGGUAAAAUUGAGAAUUCAUUGAGCACAGAUUGGGCAAAUCAAGAAUGCAAUGAAAUUGAGUUCUCAAUCCAAUCCUCUUUAGGUGUCGCAUCUAUCAAAGUGAAUAAGUGCGAUCUUGACGAUAUCCAUCAAGACAUUGGUGGUGAUGAAGGUUCAACCGGGAAUGAUGGUGUCCUUGUAAAACGAAAAGGUAACGUCUACGAGGAGGCAGCAGGACCAAGUGAUGAGAAUGAUAGCCCUGAAGAAAGACCACACCCCAAGCGCCUGGAAAAAAUUUUGAACUUUAUAACAAGGAAGAAACAUUCUGGGAGCUUAAUAUGGAUAGACCAAGUUUCACUAACUGCUACUAAAGACUAG
Durio zibethinus is the source of this 1713-nucleotide messenger RNA. The record is from RefSeq and is a predicted model, not a curated record. NCBI's taxonomy places the organism in Eukaryota, Viridiplantae, Streptophyta, Magnoliopsida, Malvales, Malvaceae.